AUGGCAGCUGGGUUGUUUCGAGCAGAGAUGUCAAUGUUAUCCUCUACAUUGGCGCGUUCUUAUUCGAUUCCCUUCCGCAAAACUCUAACAAUCUUCGAUUUUCGAAUUGCAAUGGCACGAAAUCCUUUUCCCAGAAUUCGACGUUUCCGUGUUUCUGCUUUCAGCUCGUCUCCUUCGCAUUCACCAAGUUUUCCAAUUCCAGGUCUAGAGGAUGUUUUCGUUGGUUAUCUAUUUGGGAGGAAGAAGGCAACAGAAGUAGCUCAUGUUGUGUGGGAACAGGUGAUCCAAAAGGGUGAUAUGGUCGUUGAUGCUACAUGUGGAAAUGGGAACGAUACUUUAGCAAUGUUGAAGAUGGUUAGGGAUGAUUCCGAUGGUUGUGGUGGCCAUGUCUAUGCAAUGGACAUUCAGAAAGAUGCCAUUGAGAGCACUUCCUCUUUGUUUGAUCAAACCGUUGGUUCAAAAGAGAAGGAAUGCGUCAAACUGUUUAACGUCUGUCAUAGUAAGAUGGAAGAAAUUGUCCCUGAGAACACCCGUGUGAGGAUGGUUGCAUUCAAUCUGGGGUAUCUUCCAGGUGGAAACAAGUCGAUAAUCACUGUCUCGGAUACAACAUUAUCGGCAUUGAAAGCUGCGGAGAGAAUCUUAAUGCCUGGUGGCCUCAUCAGCUUGGUGGUUUACAUUGGUCAUCCUGGUGGAAGGGAAGAGUUAGAAGUGGUUGAAGCUUUUGGAUCGCUUUUACCAGUCAGUGAUUGGGUUUGCUGCAAAAUCCAAAUGUUGAACCGACCGUUAGCACCGGUUCUUGUUUUCAUGUUCAAAAGAGAGAACUGA
This is a messenger RNA of Arabis nemorensis, 825 nucleotides long. The record is from the annotation of a GenBank genome assembly. Lineage: Eukaryota; Viridiplantae; Streptophyta; Magnoliopsida; Brassicales; Brassicaceae.